This is a messenger RNA of Polychytrium aggregatum, 4077 nucleotides long. Its product is annotated as DNA-directed RNA polymerase II subunit RPB2. Gene Ontology annotation, cellular component: RNA polymerase II, core complex. Gene Ontology annotation, biological process: DNA-templated transcription. Lineage: Eukaryota; Fungi; Chytridiomycota; Chytridiomycetes; Polychytriales. The record is from RefSeq and is a predicted model, not a curated record. Gene Ontology annotation, molecular function: ribonucleoside binding; DNA binding; DNA-directed RNA polymerase activity. The transcript is spliced from 12 exons. The coding region runs from base 320 to 3922 and encodes 1200 amino acids.
GGCCAAGAGAUCUUGAAAAGCCUGCCGACCAGGGCGACCGCCGACCAGCCGACCGACCCCGCUCUGCCUGUGUGUGACCCGUCGUUCCCGCCCGUGUGUCGUGAGCGACUCUCCUGUGCUCUUUUACGUCUCGGACGCAUCGCCAAGCACACCGCCGGCCUGAUCGCUGUUUGCUGUUUGCUGUGGUGAGCUCAGGUCACCAAGAACGUUCGUUGGCCCGCUGUCCUCACAUCGCCCAGAGAAGAGCAAUCAGCGCCGACUGGAUCUAGUCGCAAAGCACAUAUCGAUUGCCAUUGUUCCGUCCUUCACAUAGCCAAAAAUGUCUUACCAAACAUAUGCUGACGAAGUGGUCGACGACGAAGAGCUGACCCAGGAAGACUGCUGGGCCGUGAUCUCGGCAUUCUUCGAGGACAAGGGUCUGGUUCGGCAGCAGCUGGACUCGUUCGAUGAGUUUAUCGAGAAUACCCUCCAGGAGAUUGUCGACGAAAACUCGACCCUGGUUUUGCAGAAGGCGCAGCAGCACUCGGGUCUCGAGAACGAUGUUACUCGCCAAUACAUCAUCCGAUUCGGCCAGAUCUAUCUCAGCAAGCCACAACAGCAAGAAGCGGACGGCAGUGUCCGCGCCAUGUACCCUCACGAAGCCCGUCUGCGCAACCUCACGUAUCACGCCCCGAUCUACGUGGACAUGCGCAUGUCCACUCGUACCCUCGACAACUCCAUCCCGCACCAGCCUGGAGAACUGACAUGGGAGCCCGAGCAGGAGCACGAGCCGAUCAAGCAGUUUAUCGGAAACGUGCCGUUGAUGCUUCGGUCAAAGUUCUGCAUUUUGUCGGACCUGGAGGAGCAGGAAAUGGCCGAUGUCGGAGAAUGCCAUUACGACAUGGGUGGCUAUUUUGUCAUCAACGGCUCCGAGAAAGUACUGAUUGCUCAGGAGCGAAUGGCAUCCAAUAGCGUCUACGUAUUUUCCAAAGCCCAGCCCGCGACAUACACCUACAGCUGCGAGAUCAAGAGUCAAGUUGAAAAGGGCUCGAAGGUAGCCAGCUCUUUGUUCCUCAAGAUGAUGUCUCCCAAGAGCAGUGAUCGCGGUUCGACAGGCCAGCCCAUUCGCACCUCGCUCCCGUACAUCAAGACCGACAUUCCCAUCAUCAUUGUCUUCCGUGCCCUCGGUAUCGUCUCAGAUCAAGAUAUCCUGCAGCACAUCUGCUACGACUUUGAGGACUUCCAGAUGCUUGAGCUGCUGAAGCCGUGUAUCGAGGAGGCCUUUGUCAUCCAGGAGAAAGAGGUGGCUCUGGAUUACAUUGGAAAGAGAGGCACCACCGUCGGUGUGACUCGUGACCGGCGCAUCCGCUACGCCGCCGACAUCCUGCAGAAGGAAAUGCUGCCGCACGUUGGAACCAAGGCCCACACCGAGACGCGCAAGGCAUACUUUUUCGGAUACAUGAUCCACCGUCUGCUGCUAACGGCGCUCGAACGACGUGAGACCGAUGAUCGUGAUCACUUUGGCAAGAAGCGACUGGAUCUCGCCGGCCCGCUGCUCGCCGGCCUGUUCAGAAUGCUUUUCAAAAAGCUCACCAAAGAUGUCAGUCGGUACUUGCAAAAAACCGUCGAGAGUGGUGCGGAAUUCAACAUGUCCCUUGCCGUCAAGCCCUCCACCAUCACUAGCGGACUCAAGUAUUCUCUGGCUACGGGCAACUGGGGCGACCAGAAAAAGUUCAUGAGCACCCGUGCCGGUGUCAGCCAGGUUCUGAACCGCUAUACAUACGCCUCGACGCUGUCGCAUCUGCGUCGUCUAAACACGCCAAUUGAGCGCUCAGGCAAGCUGGCCCGACCGCGUCAGCUACACAACACCCAUUGGGGUAUGGUCUGCCCUGCCGAGACCCCCGAGGGCCAGGCCUGUGGUCUCGUCAAGAACCUCUCGCUGAUGUCAUACGUAACGGUCGGCUCGUCCUCUCAGCCGGUUAUGGAAUUUUUGGAAGAAUGGGGAAUGGAGAAUAUCGAAGAAACGCACGGCUCCAGUAUGACGGCUGCCACCAAAGUCUUCCUCAACGGCGUGUGGGUUGGCAUCCACCGCGAUCCUGAAGUGUUAUCCUCGUCGCUCAAGGGCCUCCGACGACGACUGGAUGUCAAGCCCGAGGUCUCGGUUGUUCGCGACGUCCGUGAGCGCGAGCUUCGGCUCUACACCGACGCUGGCCGCAUUUCCCGGCCCCUCUUUGUUGUCGAGGAGGGCAAGCAGCGCCUGAUGCUUACCCGCGCGAUCGUCCAGGAGCUGAGCGACGCCGGCGAGUUGACAUGGUCACGGCUCCUGUCGGAUGGAUACGUCGAGUACAUCGACACCGAGGAAGAGGAGACAACCAUGAUCUGCAUGACCCCCGAGGACUUGGCGGUCUCGCGUCGCCAUGCUCUCGGCAUCCAGGAGGAAGAGAAAGUCAUUGAAAUGAGUGCGCGCCUCAAAUCCACCAGUCUCUACACCGACACCUGGACGCACUGCGAAAUCCACCCCAGUAUGAUCCUCGGCAUUUGCGCCAGCAUUAUUCCGUUCCCCGAUCACAACCAGUCGCCUCGUAAUGUCUAUCAGUCUGCCAUGGGCAAGCAGGCCAUGGGCAUUUACCUCACCAACUACCAGUACCGUAUGGACACCAUGGCAAACAUUCUGUUCUAUCCUCAAAAGCCCCUGGGCACCACCCGCUCGAUGGAGUACCUGAAGUUCCGAGAGCUGCCUGCCGGCCAAAACGCCAUCGUGGCAAUCGCCUGUUACAGUGGAUACAACCAGGAAGAUUCUUUGAUCAUGAACCAGAGUUCGAUCGAUCGCGGGCUUUUCCGGUCCAUGUACUAUCGUGUGUAUCUGGACAACGAGAAAAAGGUUGGCAUCCUCAACACCGAAACGUUCGAGAAGCCCUCGCGCGAGACCACGCUGAGACUGCGACAUGGUACCUAUGAGAAGCUGGACGACGACGGUCUGAUCUGCCCGGGCGUGCGCGUCUCGGGCGAGGACAUCAUCAUCGGCAAGACCGUGCCGAUCAAUGAGGAGUCGCAGGAACUUGGCCAACGCACGAUCGCCCACACCAAGCGGGAUGCUUCUACGCCUCUCAAGAGCACAGAGACUGGCAUCAUCGACAGCGUCAUGAUCACCACCAACAACGACGGUUACAAGUUCGUCAAGGUCCGGGUGCGCUCGGUGCGAGUCCCACAGAUGGGCGACAAGUUUGCCUCUCGCCACGGACAGAAGGGUACCGUCGGCAUCACCUAUCGACAAGAAGACAUGCCCUUUACGUGCGAGGGCAUUACUCCGGACUUGCUGAUCAACCCGCAUGCCAUUCCCUCGCGCAUGACCAUCGGUCACUUGGUCGAGUGCCUGAUCUCCAAGGUCGGAACCCUGAACGGAGUCGAGGGCGACGCCACGCCGUUCACCGACGUGACGGUCGAGCGAGUCUCCAAGGAGCUGCUUGCCAGAGGCUACCAGAAGCGCGGUCUGGAGGUCCUGUACAAUGGCCACACGGGCAAGAAGCAGUCGUGCCAGUUUUUUACUGGUCCGACGUACUACCAGCGGCUCAAGCACAUGGUCGACGACAAGAUCCACUCGCGCGCCCGUGGCCCCGUGCAGAUCUUGACCCGCCAGCCCGUGGAGGGCAGAAGUCGCGAUGGUGGACUUCGUUUCGGAGAGAUGGAGAGAGACUGUAUGAUCAGCCACGGCGCCGCUCAAUUCCUGAAGGAGCGUCUAUUUGAUGCCUCCGAUGCCUACCGAGUGCAUGUCUGCGACAUUUGCGGACUGAUGGCCGUCGCCAAUCUCAAGAAGAACACCUUUGAGUGCCGCUCCUGCAAGAACAAGACCCAGGUCUCGCAGAUUCACAUCCCGUAUGCCUCCAAGCUGCUCUUCCAGGAGCUCAUGGCCAUGAACAUUGCCCCGCGCCUGAUGGUGACGUAAUCGGCGAGGAAGAUCGGUCUGGACGGCCGAGCAUCCGCCUAGUUGAUCUAAUGGCGCGGACGAUUGUCUGAGCAACUGCCUUCAUGUUGCUGUGCCCAGAUGCCGUUGCUGGCUUGGGACUCGGAGACCAAUAUAGCAGAGGUCCACGCUCUCCA